Messenger RNA from Cinclus cinclus, 2870 nucleotides. Its product is annotated as pantetheinase-like. The record is from RefSeq and is a predicted model, not a curated record. The transcript has 8 exons. Lineage: Eukaryota; Metazoa; Chordata; Aves; Passeriformes; Cinclidae. Gene Ontology annotation, molecular function: hydrolase activity, acting on carbon-nitrogen (but not peptide) bonds, in linear amides. Bases 1014 to 2510 code for a protein of 498 amino acids.
AAUGAGUCAAGUGUACAGAAAGUAAUCCUAUGCAAGUCCACCCAUUACCCACAUACCAACUCACUCUGUAUAAAGACACGGCUGCGUGUAACCACCGACAACAACAAACACUUGUCGGGGGCUGGUCUUUUUUCCUUUUUCCCUCUGUGGAAUUUUUCCUCACUGUCAUGCUAAGAUACCUGUUGAUUAGGCCCUAAUGGCAGGGGGAAGGGGGCAGGGGGAGAGAAGAGGGAAACUCCGCGAGAUUCAAACAGCCAGAAGAGAAUGCGAAAGUGAAAGGCUCUGGCUCGUCCCCCAUUUCCCCCGCGGAGUUCGGACGAGAAGGACGAUCGCCGUCUGUGUCCCAUCCCUGCCAUCCCAGCGUCGGGAGCCAUCCUCACUGCUGUCGAACUCUCGGCUUCUCCUGCCACCAUCCAGCACUCUACUGAUCACCGGGACCCACACUGUGAGCGGAGAGCUCUCUCUCCAUCUCUCUCUCCCCCUGGGACAGCGCUGCCAUCACCCCCAGCCCUCCUGCAGCUCUGCGGGACCUGCCCGCCCCCAGCACCGGGAACUGCAGCUCAGGGAAAAGGUGCCUGCAGCCAAAAAACACUGGGACUGAGUUACUGUUCUGUUUGUGGCUAAUUUCAUAGCUGCUGGUUUGUGUUUGUGGUGUUUUUUUUGUUGUUUUUUUUUUCUUUUUGGUUUGGUUUGGUUUGGUUUUGUUGUUUUUUGUUUUUUUGUUUUGUUUCUUUUUUUGGAGUGGGGUGGUUUGUCUUGUUAGAUAUAUUAGUAAAGAACUGCUAUUCCUAUCCCCAUAUCUUUGCCCGAGACCUUCCUUAACUCCAAAAUUAUAAUUUGUAGGGAGGAACGAUCACCCUCUUAAUUUCAAAGGGAGGCUUCUGCCUUUCUUAGUAAAUACCUGUCUUUUCAAACCAGGAUAACACUUCUUCGAGGGCAGUGCAGAAAAAAGCCUGUUCAUUACCUGACUUCUGAGUCAGUCUGACCGAAGAAGGAUCUGGGAGGCUGCAGCCAUGCUCCCUUCCCAGGCUCUCCUGCCUGCUGUGGUGUUUGCACUCACAGCCCUUCAGGCUCUCGCCUCCAACACCUUCAUGGCAGCCGUCUAUGAGCACGCCGUCAUCCUGCCAGAUCCCACCGACCAGCCCGUUUCUCCCAGUGAUGCCUUGGCCCUGAUGAACAAAAACAUGGAUGUCUUGGAAGGGGCCAUCAAGGAAGCUGCCCAGCAGGGUGCCCACAUCAUUGUGACUCCUGAAGAUGGCAUCUAUGGCUGGCGAUUCACAAGAGAAUCCAUCUACCCCUACCUGGAGGAUAUCCCUGAUCCAGUGGUGAAUUGGAUUCCCUGCACUGACCCCUCAAGAUUUGGUCCAGCACCAGUACAGGAACGACUCAGCUGCAUGGCCAGAAAUAACUCCAUCUAUGUGGUUGCCAAUAUCGGGGACAAGAAGCCGUGUGACUCCAGCGAUCCCAAGUGCCCCAGGGACGGUCGCUACCAGUACAAUACGGACGUCGUCUUUGACACACAGGGGAAACUGGUGGCUCGUUACCACAAGUACAAUCUGUUUAGAGGUGAAACUCAGUUUAAUUACCCGAAAGAGCCAGAAGCUGUCACCUUUGAGACUCCUUUUGGGAAGUUUGGCAUUUUCACUUGCUUUGACAUCCUUUUCUAUGAGCCUGCCGUGGUCCUGGUGAGCAAGAUGCAGGUGGACACCAUGCUCUUCCCAACAGCUUGGAUGAAUGUCCUGCCCUUUCUGACUGCAAUUGAGUUCCACUCUGCCUGGGCUAUGGGCAUGCGUGUUAAUUUACUUUCAGCAAAUACUCACAACACCAGCACGGCAAUGACAGGCAGUGGGCUGUUCACGCCAGAAGGACCUGCUGCUUACCACUACGACAGUGCCACCGAGGAGGGACGUCUCCUGCUAGCAGAGCUGAGCACACGCCCCCGUCUUUCCCCCACCUACCCUCCUGCCAUCAACUGGAGUUCGUAUGCCACAAGCAUCGGGAAAUUUCCUGGAGAAAACGACACUUUCUUGGGAGCUGUCCGGAGGGAUAUAUUCACUUUCAGUGAACUCAGGCACAAGGAUGGAAAUUACACUGUUUGCCAAGGAGACCUUUGCUGUCAUCUGGUCUACCAGAUGUCAGACGAGAGGAGAGAUGAAGUUUACGUCCUGGGUGCAUUUGAUGGGCUUCAUGGUUCUCUCAUAAAAUACCAUUGGCAGAUCUGCACUCUGCUCAAAUGCCCAAGCACGAACCUGAGCACGUGUGGGCAGCCUGUGGAGACGGCUCAGACCAAGUUUGAGAUGUUCUCCCUCAGUGGCACAUUUGGCACCAGCUACGUCUUCCCAGAAGUGUUGUACAGCGGGGUGCAGCUGGCCCCUGGGGAGUUCGAGGUGCUACGUGAUGGGCGUUUGAAAAGCAAGCAUGGCACGUCGAAACCGCUCGUAACAGCAACGCUUUUUGGGAGGCUUUAUGAGAAGGACCCGCCACAUCCUCUGCGAACUUCCCCUCACUAACUUCCCCUAACUUCCUCUUAGGAGUUACAGACUCACCAGAGACAGGAAGGGAGUUUCUUCCUGAGCCAUAGCAGUUGCCCUGUAUGAUUCCUGUUCUGCAAUAUUGUACUUCUGCUCAGCAGCUGUGGCAGUUGGGCUUAUUUGGGAGAAAGUGAUGUGUUCAUUCUACUGUGCAUGCCUUUUUAACAAUGCUUCAGCCAGUGCAAUUAUUUUUUAGUGUGCAUGAUCUGUCACAGGAACCUUUUAAUAAGAAAUUUUGUUUCCCCCAAGAUAUCAUAUGGAUUGUUAUGAUUACAGUAGAAAAAAAGACUGAUACCAAAAUCUAUGAAAUGUGGUUUGUCAUUUUGUUGAGGAAUGAAU